AUGGUUGAAAAAUGGAUAGAUAGUAAUAACUUUGAAAAUCAGGAUCCUAUGCUGUUAAACAGUGAGACUUCAGAAACAGUAAAUACACCCAUUAUAACUGCAUCGGAUACAGAUGAUAUUACGGUUGAGAAAUGCACAGACAGCAAUGACUAUAAAAUUCAGAAGCCUAUGUUAGUGGAUAUUUCGGACGGAGUAAACCCACCCAUUAUAAAUAAAACCUCAGGUAAUGAGGAUUCCGAUUCCUUAAAUAAUGGAGAUUUUUCACCAUCAGAAGGUUCAGAAUAUAAGCCUCCAAGUCGUGCGAGGGAGAUUGAACGCAACACUAGAUCCUCCCAACCUAGAAACUUGUCAAGUUCUUCUAGUUCCAGCAAUAGCUCUUCUAGUUCCAGCACCAGGUCGCCUCAGCCUAUUACGGUUGAUUUGGAAAAUGAUGAAGGUAAUAUUGAAACAGAACCAACUUUCCGCACAAAUGAGGAUAAUGUUGUCCUAGAAUCGAAUAGAAAACGGUCUAGAAAACGUCAAAGAAAUAUGAGUGAGUGGAAACAAGUUAUAUCGAAGCGUUUAAAGAACAGUGGCCUAGAGUAUAUAACAAAGAGAGGAAAAGUUGUGGCAGCAAAAUCUAUUCUUCCUCCUUGCACUAACAAAUGCCGACUAUCGUGUUCCACUAAAGUUUCUUCUGAAAAGAGGAACAUCAUUUUUAAAUCCUACUGGGAACUGGGAACACAUCAAAGACAAAGAGAUUUUCUAGCGUCCUGUGUCAAACAAAUUCAUCCUGCAACCCGAAGAGUCACAGUCACUGUUAAUAGCACCUGUAAAGAACCAAGAAAACCAAACUCGAGCUUCUACUUUAUAAUAGAUGGAAAAGAAGUUAGGGUUUGUCGGACAUUUUUGCUAAAUACAUUGGUUAUUGGUGAAAAAACUUUACGAAAUGUAAUUGACAGUGUAUCUAUUCAUGCUUUGAGUGUGAGUUUUACUGAUAAACGUGGAAAACACGGCAAACAUUGUAAACUUACUGAUGAAGAAAUACAAUCAGUUCAUGACCACAUAAAUUCGAUCCCACGAACGGAGAGUCAUUACCUAAGGGCGAAUACAACCAGAGAAUACAUAGAUGGAAGUCUGACUAUAGCUGAGCUCCAUCGCAGUUAUCAAAGACUCAGACAAGAAGCUGGUAGACCAGCCGUCAAUUACGACGCUUACCAUCGAAUCUUCAACACUGAUUUUAAUUUAGGCUUAUUUGCACCUCGUAAAGACCAGUGCGACGAAUGCGAAGCCUACAAAAACGCUGUCGACAAAGAACCAUUGAUGGAUAAGCAUAAAUUACACCUUGAGGAAAAAAGUCUGGCCCGAUUGGAACUUGAAAAGGACAUAGAACAAAGCAAACAGAUAGAUUCGAAUAAUAUAGUAGCCAUAUUCGACCUACAGGCAGUCUUACCAUGUCCUAUUGGCCAAUCGUCAGCUUUCUUUUAUAAGUCAAAGAUUAACUGCUACAAUUUCACGGUUUCAAAUAUCAACGAUGACACAACAUUAUGCUUUUUCUGGCAUGAAGGUCUCGCAAAACGUGGAGCUAAUGAGAUAGGGACAUGCGUCUACAAGUUUCUGGAAGAACUUAGUCACAAACAACGUGAUAAAGACAUCAUUUUAUAUUCUGAUAAUUGCUGUGGGCAGCAGAAGAAUAAAUUCGUUUUCGGAAUGUAUUAUUAUGCUGUUAAUACAUUGCCCAUCAAAUCAAUUACUCACAAAUUCCUCAUUAGAGGACAUACUCAGAAUAAAGCUGACUCUGUUCAUUCCGUCAUUGAGAAGAACAUUAAACGGGCAAAGAAAGCAGGUCCUAUAUACUCUCCAGUCGAAUAUAUAAGUCUCAUCAGAAACGCAAAAAAAAGCGGCGACAAAUUUAUAGUCAAAGAAAUGAACUUCGAUUUAUUCUUUGAUUUAAAGCUGUUAGCUGAUGAAGUCAACUUGAAUCUUAACAAAGAUAUUGAGAGAAAUAAUGUCAAAUUAUCCGAAAUGAAAGCCAUAAAGUUCACAAAAAGGUCAGAGACAUACCAAUUCAGAAACAGCUAUAAAUCAGUCGUCUGGACAAAAGCGAAUGUCAAAAUAGGCCGGACUGCUAAUAGAAAACAACUGAAAGACAUUACAUUAAAUGUGUUGUACACUGAAAAGUUGCCGAUCCCCGAUCGGAAAAAAGAAGACAUUCGUCAACUGAUUGCUUCAAACAUUGUUCCAAAAUUCUAUGAACAAUUUUAUAAUGGUUUAUUUUAA
Messenger RNA from Parnassius mnemosyne (clouded apollo), 2259 nucleotides. The record is from the annotation of a GenBank genome assembly. NCBI's taxonomy places the organism in Eukaryota, Metazoa, Arthropoda, Insecta, Lepidoptera, Papilionidae.